Neoarius graeffei (lesser salmon catfish) is the source of this 1596-nucleotide messenger RNA. RefSeq names its product beta-carotene oxygenase 1, like (gene bco1l). Gene Ontology annotation, biological process: retinal metabolic process; carotene catabolic process. NCBI's taxonomy places the organism in Eukaryota, Metazoa, Chordata, Actinopteri, Siluriformes, Ariidae. The transcript is spliced from 11 exons. The record is from RefSeq and is a predicted model, not a curated record. Gene Ontology annotation, molecular function: beta-carotene 15,15'-dioxygenase activity; carotenoid dioxygenase activity. The coding region runs from base 1 to 1596 and encodes 531 amino acids.
AUGGAAGCAAUAUUCUGUCAAAAUGGCACAGAGACACCAGAAGCAAUCAGAGCAGAGGUGUCAGGUGCAAUCCCGCUGUGGCUUCAGGGGACACUUCUACGCAAUGGACCUGGCCUUUUCUCCAUUGGGAAUACGUCCUAUAAUCACUGGUUUGAUGGAAUGUCUCUCAUUCACAGUUUCACUUUUAAGCAUGGUGAUGUAUAUUACAGAAGCAAAUUCCUCAGGAGUGAUACUUACAAGAAAAACAUUACUGCCAACAGGAUCGUGGUGUCAGAAUUUGGGACAAUGGCCUACCCUGAUCCUUGCAAGAAUAUAUUCUCAAAAGCCUUCAACUACAUGCUCAACAUCAUUCCAGAUUUCACAGAUAAUAACAUUGUGAACAUUAUAAGAUAUGGGGAUGAUUACUACACAUCAUCAGAAAUAAACUACAUCAACCAAAUCAACCCAGUGACUCUUGACACUAUAGGAAGAGUCAAUUACAGAAACUAUAUUGCCUUGAAUCUGGCAACAGCACACCCUCAUUAUGAUGAUGAGGGAAAUACCUAUAACAUGGGCACUGCUAUCAUGGCACUGAGUGGACCUAGUUAUGUCAUUUUCAAGGUGCCUGCGAUGACAUCAGAUAUAAAGGACGACAAACAAAAAAAUCUUGCACUGGAGAACCUGCAAAAGAUUUGCUCCAUUCCUUUCUCCUCAAAACUCUACCCAAGCUACUUCCACAGCUUUGGGAUGACGGAAAAUUACUUUAUCUUUGUUGAGCAGCCCUUGAAGCUGGACAUCAUCCGACUGGCCACAGCUUACUUCAGAGGAAUCACCUGGGGCAAGUGCCUCAAUUAUGACCAGCAUGGUGUUACUCUGUUCCACAUAAUCAACAGGAAGACAGGGGUUGUGGUGAAAACUAAGUUCUAUGGGGAUGCAUUUGUGGUUUUCCAUCACAUCAAUGCCUACGAGGAGGAUGGCCAUGUGGUGUUUGACCUGAUCACAUAUAAAGACAGCAGUCUCUAUGACCUUUUCUACAUUGAUAACAUGAAGCAGGAUGCAGAGACAUUCACCAAGAUGAGUAAGGAUUUUUCUCCACCAGUCUGUCAGAGAUUUGUCAUCCCUGUCAGUGCUGACCUCAAGGAAAAUCCACUGGACAAGAACAUUGUGACACUAGAGGACACAUCAGCUACAGCAGUGUUACAGAAAGACGGUUCCUUGUACUGUACUCCAGAAACACUGUUUCAUGGUUUAGAGUUACCUGGCAUCAACUACCACUACAAUGGGAAGAAGUACAGAUAUUUCUAUGGCUCUAUGAUGGAGUGGUCACCUCAGGCAAAUAAGAUCGCAAAAGUGGACACAAGUACCAAAACACACCUAGAAUGGACAGAAGAAGAUUACUACCCAUCAGAACCAAAGUUUGUGGCAUCACCAGGUGCUGUGGAUGAGGAUGACGGUGUUAUCUUGUCAUCCGUGAUCUCAGUCAAUCCGGAAAAGCCAUCCUUCAUGUUGGUGCUGGAUGCAAAGACCUUCCAGGAGAUCGCUCGUGCCUCAAUUAACGGUUCUGUUCACCUGGACUUGCAUGGACUUUUCAUCCCUCAGGAAUCUGAACUGAAAUAA